AUGAAUACAAUACAGAGAAUAAUGAUCAACCAAAUAUAAAUUACAAAGAAUUGAGUAAAGAAUGUGCAAAACCCAAUGAAUCUGCAGAUCUUGCUUUGGAUGAAACAAUUGAUGACAAGACUUUGAAAUUAACUCCUUUGGAAGAGUUUGGCAAAUUUUUAGACAUAUAG
Molecule: messenger RNA, 170 nt
Organism: Cetraspora pellucida
Lineage: Eukaryota; Fungi; Glomeromycota; Glomeromycetes; Diversisporales; Gigasporaceae
Source: the annotation of a GenBank genome assembly